AUGAAAGUCUUGGUUUUCUCGAUCUUUAGUCUUUCUGCGGCCUUGCCAGCAUCAGCUGGUACCCCCAAGUACGACGAGGACCUCGGCUGCUGGCCAAUCAGCGUCGAGCGUGACGCCACCUACUGCAUCGACGGGCCCGUCUGCAGCGGCGAAGGCUCGUCGCCUGCCGGAUCCUCGUGCCCUGUCAAAGGUGAUGUGGCGAUCGCCGACUGUGACUCGAAUGUCACUCGCGACAGUGUCGGCGACUACUGCGAGCUGUCAGUCGACACCGUCUGUGAGGUCAUUCACACGGGGGCCUGGGGAUGCGUCAUCCCAACAAACGACCACGCCGACUCUUCUAAACAUAACCGUCCGCACCACCGUAACUCGCGCGACCGUAACUCUGCACGACCGUAA
This is a messenger RNA of Peronospora matthiolae, 396 nucleotides long. Lineage: Eukaryota; Oomycota; Peronosporomycetes; Peronosporales; Peronosporaceae. The record is from the annotation of a GenBank genome assembly.